AUGUGGGGCGCCCGCUGGUUUGUGCCUUGGAUCUGCUUGCCACACGUGUACAACUACCACAAAGCUCCACCGGAAGACGCAGCCCUAGUAAUUGGUGUAGACGAGGAAGAACUGAGUAAUGGGACUGUUAAGGCUUGUUCUUCCCCUAAUGCAUGGUCCAUCUUCAGAGAAGGAACGAAGUCAUGCAUCGAGGAUUCUUGGGACGUUUGUUCUCAAAGGGCAAAUAAACGUCUCAGGAUGGUCUUCGUCUCCAAAAUAAAUGGUUUUCAAAGGGCAAAUAUACGUCUCAGGAUGGUCUUCGUCUCCAAAAUGUUGGAUAUUUAUAAGGGUGACUCACCUCAUCUAAGAGUGGUAGUGGAACGGCGGGGAGAAAUUCACCAGUUGAUGUCUCUGAUGACGGAGGAGCUGUAGCUGGGCUCUCUUCAUCGGGAAGAGCAGUAGGAGGUCCCGUAGGCGUCAGUUCUUCAUCACCGACAGUAGUGGGAGCAGUCAGUUCUACUUCAUCACUGACGCCACCAGACGACCGGAACUUCAACGACGAAGAGCACAGCUCCUCUUCUCCGAGUGCGAGAUUUUUGCGCAGCUUGGCACAUGACGAGAAUCACCAGACUUCCUCCACCUCUCAGCAGAACAAGGAUCACGUCGGGAUAAACAUCCCUCCCGAUGAAGAGGACGAACCCACUGCCACGGACCAGCAAAACCAAAAUAGCAAGUCCUUGAGAACGAAAGCCACUUCAAGUCGGAACCCGGCAAAAAACAUGGUUUCAAAUAUCCUCGGUAGAACAGGGUUCUUGUCAUCGUCGUCAAGAACUUUGAGUCGGUAUGUAGAGCUUGCGACGUCAACAGGUGCAGGUUUUGCUGGUGGGUCUUCAUCGUCGGGGUCAACUAUGAAUCCAACUUCAACAGCUAACGUACUAUCACAAUCCAGCGGUUCAUCUUUAGGUCAAGAACAAGUAGGUGGAGCCACCUCAACAUCUUCUGGCAGUACAAGGUCUAGACCAACAAGACCUCCUGCACCACCUUCGUCCCAACCGUCUAGCAUUCCACAAUCUCACGCACAGCAAGGCUCCGGCAUUCUUGAAACACCACCCCCAGCACCUUCAAGAUGUAGAACCCAACAGGACACCAGAACCGACGCUCCAGACAUCAUUUGCUCUCCUACCAGUCCCCCAACAGGAGGCGGCUCUUCAACUUCCUCAACAUCACGUCUAAACCCUCUGUCUAAGCAACCUCCAACUGCCCAGACAAGACGGCCAAGACGACAACUCCAGCGCUAUGACUGUGUCAUCUGCAUGAGUGAAUUGGACUGGCGAGAGCCGGUAAAACCUGUGUGUGCACCUUGUAAUCACUGGUUUCAUUACCACUGUCUGGAGCAAUGGAUGCAGGUGAAAAUGGAAUGCCCCACAUGCAGAAAUAAAUUGCCACCUUUGGAAAUAUGAACUAUACAUGCAAUCAAUUACAAUUAGAUCUUCAUCAACCUCUUGCCAGGCACAUCAAUCAAUCGAACGACCUGGCCUUUCUGAAGUGACUUCCCUUUACCCACUACAAAUUGACGCUCCACCCGCUUCUUGAUGGGUCAACAUAAUUCUAAACUACAUCGUGCGAUUUGCAUUUGGUCAU
Molecule: messenger RNA, 1620 nt
Organism: Amoebophrya sp. A25
Lineage: Eukaryota; Dinophyceae; Syndiniales; Amoebophryaceae
Source: the annotation of a GenBank genome assembly